Molecule: messenger RNA, 2236 nt
Organism: Phlebotomus papatasi
Lineage: Eukaryota; Metazoa; Arthropoda; Insecta; Diptera; Psychodidae
Product: acetyl-coenzyme A transporter 1
Exons: 4
Coding region: 293-1924 (543 amino acids)
Cellular component (GO): membrane
Molecular function (GO): acetyl-CoA transmembrane transporter activity
Source: RefSeq, a predicted model, not a curated record
AUUCCACGUGGAGACUUCCAAGCUGUCAGAAGGGCGCCUUAACAAAAAAAAACAGUCGUGUCAACAAAAUUUCCCAUAUGCUCGUGUUUUGAGCCUCUCCGGGCAGUUUUUAGCCAGUAACAUCGCCGCUCUCUUUUCAUGACUGCACCAGAUGAUAGUGUUCAGUGUUAUCAGGGAUUUGAUAGUGUCUGUGGACAAUAUAAUAAAGUCACGAGCAGGUGUUUUUACACGUUUUGCAAGUGACGUGUCCCAUGCGAAUUGCCCAGCGCGGAUCAGUGUGUGAUUGGGGCGCAUGAAAGACACGUCGAUCGACAUCAUGGAGAUCCGGAAGAGACAGGACAAGACCCCAGACAGACGCAGCAACAGGGAUGUGGAUGUGUCGCCAGAGGAGAAGAUUGAGAAGAGUGACUUGCGCGGGGAUAAACUAAACAUAGCCAUCCUGUUCUUUCUCUACCUGCUCCAGGGCAUUCCAAUUGGACUAACAGCUGCUAUUCCCAUGCUCCUGCAGAACCGAGGAGCCACAUACAAGCAGCAGGCAGAGUUCAGCUUUGCGUACUGGCCGUUUAGCCUCAAGCUCCUCUGGGCACCAAUUGUGGACUCUCUGUACUGGAAUGCCUUCGGCAGGCGGAAAUCCUGGCUUAUUCCUACCCAGUAUUUAAUAGGGCUGUUCAUGCUGAUCCUCUCACAGCAUGUCAAUCAAUGGCUUGGCGGCGGAGCCUCUCCGCCCAAUGUCCAGGUCCUCACAGUCAUCUUCUUUGCCCUGAACUUCCUGGCAGCCACCCAGGACAUCGCAGUCGAUGGCUGGGCUCUCACAAUGCUCAAGAGAUGCAAUGUUGGUCAUGCAUCGACGUGCAACAGCGUUGGGCAGACAGCUGGAUACUUCUUGGGCUACGUGGUGUUCAUGGCCCUUGAAUCCACAGAAUUCUGCAACACGUACCUGCGAAGUCAGCCCGAACCGGAGGGAUUUGUCACUCUGCCGGGCUUCCUGUGGUUCUGGGGAAUCGUUUUCCUGGCCACAACGACACUCGUGGCCAUUUUCAAGCGAGAAAAUGUCCCUCAAGCCUCCAGAAGGUACAAAGAUGAGCCGGAACUCAAUAUCCGACAAUCCUACACCCUUCUCCUGGACAUCCUUCGGAUGCGUCCCAUUCAAAUCCUCGGAGCAAUUCUGCUCACCAUUAAGAUCUCCUUUGCUGCGUCGGAUGCUGUCAGCUCUCUCAAAUUAAUCGAUGCUGGAGUGCCAAAGGACAAAUUGGCUCUUCUGGUGGUGCCUCUGGUACCCCUCCAGAUCAUCCUGCCACUCGUGAUCAGCAAAUAUACCACCGGACCUCGCCCCAUGGACGUCUACAUCAAAGCAAUUCCGUACAGAUUGGCUCUGGGAGUCAUUGCGGCAUUUGUUGUGUGGAUCACACCAGCAUUCUUUAUCAAUGGACAGUUCCCAGUUUACUACUACGUCAUGCUGAUAAUCAACUACGGACUGUAUCAGAUAACCCUGUACUCGAUGUUUGUGGCUGUGAUGGCGUUUUUUGCGCGAAUCAGCGAUCCCGCUGUGGGAGGCACUUACAUGACCCUCCUGAACACUGUCAGCAAUCUCGGGGGCAAUUGGCCGUCAACUGUGGUGCUGUGGCUCGUGGAUGUGCUCACGUGGGGCCGAUGCAACAUUCCAGACUCCCAAACGGACAACAUGUGCGCCAGUCAGGAGCAGAAAGAUGCCUGCAAAUCCGCUGGAGGGAAGUGUGAGAUAAACAUCGAUGGGUACUACAUCGAAUGCGUCAUUUGCCUGAUCUACGGGCUGUUUUGGUAUAAAUGGGGCAGGACAAAGAUUGCCUACUUACAGAGGCUUCCUCUGAGGUCGUGGAAGGUCGUUGAGGAGACAUCAUCGAGGGAUUCCGAGAGUUUGCUGCGGAAUCAAAAUGCUGUCCAUUGAUGUGGAAGCGAACUUUUUUUUUGUUUUAGGAAAUAUUGACUAUAAAAAUUCUCUUGAUAAGAGCUAUCAAAUAAGCGUGCGAGUGCAAUUUUUGUGUGAGAGAAAAAUUGAUUAUAGGAAACUCAAAUCAUUCUGGAUAUUUUUUUUCCAUCUCCGAGCUACUUAUGUGAUUUAUUGGCACAUCUGUGAGUUUAUCAUUGUGCGUGAUUGGUGGAAUUAGGCCUAUUUGAGUAUUUUUUUCACAAAUUGUUAAUAAAAUUGUAAAAACAAAGUGCACAGAAAAUAAAAAAGAAAAAAGACCGUUUGACGAAA